Racocetra persica is the source of this 123-nucleotide messenger RNA. NCBI's taxonomy places the organism in Eukaryota, Fungi, Glomeromycota, Glomeromycetes, Diversisporales, Gigasporaceae. The record is from the annotation of a GenBank genome assembly.
AUGAAAUGCAAACGAAUGGUUGAGAGUUUAACCGAGAAUGUUCGUACACGUUGGAGUUUCACCGAAACAGAGGGUAAAGUAACACUGGAAUUGGGUGAGAUAUGCGAAAAUGGUUUUAAUUAA